Rhipicephalus microplus (southern cattle tick) is the source of this 1246-nucleotide messenger RNA. It is a transcript of the gene Rbsn-5, whose product is annotated as Rabenosyn-5. Gene Ontology annotation, molecular function: metal ion binding. Lineage: Eukaryota; Metazoa; Arthropoda; Arachnida; Ixodida; Ixodidae. The record is from RefSeq and is a predicted model, not a curated record.
ACGUCACCUACUUCUCCACUGCGGAGAGUUCCAGUUGGUUUCGCCCCUUGCAGCUGGGAAGUUCAUUAUGGGAGAUGUGAAGGAGGGAUACCUCUGUCCCAUCUGCGUGGAAGACUUGGGGAACUUCGAGGAGCUGACAGCUCAUUUUGAAGCGAACCACGCUGCCGGCGAGCGAGAUGUUUUGCACUCGCUGAAGGGAUUCAUCGGACGCGCCAGGCGAAAGAUCCUCGCUGACUCUCCUGUGCUCGAUGAAGAACAAACGCCUGACUGGGGGCAGCAAGAAAUCGGUUUUUGUCAGUCUCAUACAGGCACUGUACGCAUGAUCCGUGGUCGUCGAGUGGAUCGGUACGUCGGGCAGAGCAACAAGCUGCUCAUCAGACUGACCAAACUUGUGGUAGACGCUCCCAGUGACCCCGAGAUGAGGAAAGCCCGUGAAAGGUCUCUCGUGCCUUGGGUGGAAGAUGCGGAUGUCAAACUGUGUCCCAGCUGCGCCAAGGCUUUCAGCAUAUCCCGCCGAAGGCAUCACUGCCGCUUGUGCGGAGGCAUCAUGUGCCAGCUAUGCUCAGAGUUUCUGGAUUCUGCUACUGUUCAGCAGCUGGUGGCCUCUGCUGGGAGCCCAUCGGCCAACGUUGGGGAGGAACCACUGCGCCUGUGCCGGGACUGCCGUGUUCUCUUGAACCGCCGCCUUUCGCAUCCUGAGCAGCCACCCCCACUGUUGGCGCAAUAUGAGCGCCUACGGAAACUAAUGGAUGAAGCCAAAAAACUGCUGCCUGGCUACUACCGUCAAAUUGAUGGAAUGAGGGAAGGCAGAACAGGACUCGAAGAAGAAGCCAAAGCAACAAGGGCACGCCUUUGCCGCAUUGCUGAGCAACUAGACCUAGUCAGCCGACAGAUCGGCAGUGGAGGCACCACGCCACGCCAACUUCAGUUGCGGGGUGCCCUGCGACUAGCAGCCAGCCACUUUCUACGUCAGGGACUGUUGGGCCUGCCAGGUCUGCCAAAGCCACAGCCAAAGCUGGAGCAAGGUUGGAGCCCCAACAGCGUAAAGGCCCCACCAGAAGAGGAAGACCCCCUGGCACAACAGAUGGCCAUCAUUCGUGGCUACAUUCAACAGGCACGACGAAGUCAGCGCUACGAAGAGCUGGCUUCUCUUGAGGCCAACCUGCAAGAACUCAAGCAGGAGUAUCUGAAGCGCACCCUUGGCACACCAGCAAAAUAAACAAUAUUUAGUUAGACUUUCUACAAA